UUUGAAUUUUCUAUGUGGUUGGCGAUAGUGUAGCGCUGGGCCACGAUGACAGGCCGGGAGCGAACCCAAGAAAAGUGUAUAUUUGGCCCGUCGGCGCGCGCAUUUGCGUUAAUUCUGGGAUUAGCGUGCUCUUCGAAACGAAGCCGUUGCGAGAACGAGGCAGGACCGCUUGCGAUAUUUAACUACCCUUGCACGCGCGUCCUGGGUGGCUGCUUUCUGUUCGAGUGUCUCUCUGCUUUCUGUUCGGCGCGCUCUGUUUUACCGCGCGCCGCCUCGAUGGACAUGGGGGGGCGUCUCCAAGCCCCAGUGCCGCCGCCCGCAUGUGUCUCGCACGCAUGCGUCUCCCCACCCGGGACAGCACUUCGUCGUGGCCCCAUAAUGAGCCCCACCGAAUGCGUUGGUCACAAAGCAUGUGUGUUUCAACGCCGUUUUGUAUUGUUUUAAUUUUCCACCCGCUCAGCGGCAUCUGGGGUGACUUUAGGGUAGACCCUCCCCCUCACCCCGCCCUCUCCUUUAUCCCCAGGUUGCACGUGAAGGCCGCGUCGGACGACUCUCAGAAAUUGAUCCAAUAUGUGCGGGCCGUGGUGGACGUGCUCACGUCAGGGUCAUCGCAGGACGUCGCCGCUGCGCAGGAGAGCUUGGGCGCCAGAUCCGGCAGGGCUUUCAAGUUGGCUCUCCUGAAAUCCGAGUUCGGGAAGGCCACGUGGGCAGAGGCGGAGAUGCGUUGCGCCGCUGGCGCUCUCGACGACCACAGCGUGGACCUCCUCGGCAAGAGCAUGGGGGUCUUCGCGCAGGGCAUCAUACUAGUUUCGGUGGAUGCCAAGGUGUGGACAGGCGUUGAUAUUUCGGAUAAUCGCCGUGGCCAGUACGCCGACUUGCUAGCAGAUGCGUUUGCGGAUGUCAUGGAGGCUUUCCAGUCAUGGUCGCAGCAGGGGGCCGAGGCGUCGCCCAAGCAGCUGGUGGAGUUCUUCGGCAAACUCUUGGAGUCUAUCAACAUGUUCGACUGGUGCGAGUGGGCUGCUUGCGCGGGCGCAUUGCGUCGGGCCCCUUUCGGUCCUCGCCUACGUUCCCGAGGGGACUGCAACGACCUUGCGCACGGAUGCGGCCAUGCGCGAGGAGGCGAGAUUAUUCCUCGGCCGAGUCGGGAACAUGAAUUUCAUGCGAUGCUCCUUCGUUAACUUGCUCCGCAGGCUCGACGAGGCCAAGGGGCGUUUCAAGGUCAUCGGUAGCAGUUGCGUUGAUUUGGCCAGCUUGCUGGAGAAGGUUUCGACGGUGGAGGUUCCCAGGCUGCAACAGCAUUGCGAGUAUCGCGCGGGACUCAUGGGAGAGAUGGGCGCCAUCUGCGCGGCGAUGCAGGCGCCUGCUCCAGCGUCGGUCGACGACCUGAUUAAGAGCUACGCCCAGGACAAGGACAAGUCGCUCCUGAAGAUGGCUUGCGACAUCGCCUCCGCCAGCGCCUUCGCAGGCGGCAUGAACACGUCCCCGUUCGAAUUGUACGGCGACGCCCCAGCAUGUGGCGACGAGAAUUGCAUCUUGAGUUCCACAGACUUGACCACGCUGCUGAACGGCAUGCCCGCGGGCAUCGGGAUGGGCAGGGAGAUCGUCGAUGUCGUGAUAGUCGGCACUUACCAGCAGGUGAGCGCGUCGUGGGUGGACGCCUCAGCCCCAGCUUGGCGUCUCCUGGAUGCUGCGCCCGUUUCGCGGGAUAGCGACUCUUCGCUGCGCUCUCUGUUGGCGCCGCUACUCGGCGCGGAUUGGGCGCAGAGGUCCGAGCGGUUUCUGGAUGAAGGCGCCCGCGAUGGCAUUCCAGUGGGGUCCUCUCUGAGCGAGCUGACCGUCCACCGUACGUGCGACGUUCUCGGCGCCCUCCUUGACACGCUCGGCCCCCUCGACGCAGCCGCUGCCAUCGAGUGGCUGCCGAAACUUUGGUCGCCACCAGAGGCAGAGGCUGCCGACGAUGGGGGCGCCCGCCUGGAAAUGCGCCGUAAGGCGGUUGAGUGGAGCCAGGUGGUCACGAAGGCAACCCAGCUUAUUACUCUGGCCGCCCACCUUGCGCAGCGGUACGAAACCAAUGACCAGUCGGUGACUACUUCCUCAGGCGACGAUGCUGGCACGGUGACGCACAAGGUCGACAAGUACGUCGUCGGGGCAGUCAUUUCUUUCAACGAGCUUGCCGCAGAUAUCGCAUCGGAUUGCAAGGCAGGUGGCGAUAGCUUCGACGGGUUCUCCUCGAAGUGCGCGGCCUUCGCGCAAUCGUGGGGCGAGGACUUCUGGGACCUCAUCGCGGCACGCCUCUCCGACAGGCUCCACCGCGUGUCCCAGGCCACCAGGCAGCUUGCGCCUGGUUGGAAGAGCUACAUCACAGACACGAAACAUUCCAAGGCGCUUGCAGUGAAGCAUUUGCUCACCCCCAGUGCGAAGGAAACGUUGCCGGCGCAGGCUGAUGCGCAGUGCGACUUGCAGCAGCCCAUCGCUGAGGCGUUCGCCAACGUGAACGCCCUGCCCCCGAGCGAGCACCCCUGCAUGUCCAAGACCUACAAGCUCGGCAACUCGCUUCUAGAGGAGGCGCAGGAGUGCGUCAACAUCGUUGCGGCCGUGACGAUUCUAGAGAACACGAAGCCCGCCCCCCAGCCGACAGCUGCGUCUUUGCUGCUGGACACGAUCGGCGAAAAUUUGUCGGCCUACCCAGCGGCGCUGGUGAAGCCGCUGCAGCUCCUGAAGAGCAAGAAGAUGUAAGAGCCCUGGCGCGCGGCGCCCGUCACCCCAGGCAGCUGGCGCGCAAGUGUGCGCCAUGCUGCUGCCCAGUUUGAGCCUCGGCAGGCCGCGGAACUGUGCUGCCCGUCUUCGGUUGCUUGCGCGGCGUGGGCCGCUGCUCGCAUUCGAGGUCAUUCUUCCUGGCGUCAGACACCAGCGCGGCCUUGCCAGCAGAGCGCCCUUUUGGGGAAUGAGUUCGCUUGAGGC
Molecule: messenger RNA, 2961 nt
Organism: Prorocentrum cordatum
Lineage: Eukaryota; Dinophyceae; Prorocentrales; Prorocentraceae
Source: the annotation of a GenBank genome assembly